AUAUCAGUAUUCAUUUAUCGUUUGCAUAAUUUGGAGAUGAAAUUUAAUCAGAUAAUUAGCUUAAUGACGUACAGGAAUCUUACUAUCCACAAGGUUUGACAAGAGGGUCCAAGCAUUUUCGACCGUUAAAUGUAGGAGUUUCAUGCCACUGAUCUGGUCCCCAAUAAAGUUAGUUACUUUGCCACAGCUCAACAGCAAUAUGAUCAACUUUUCUAUUUCAUACUUUUUUGUUUUUAAUGGGAAAACUUUAGUGGCACAUUAAUCCUAAUCCUCCUAAAUCAUUGAGACCACCAUCCCAGCUCAUGUGAUACAGUCUGUCAAACAUUUCUGUUUCUGCUUUUUUCUGUGGAAAACAAGUUGUUCUUCUUCCUAAAGUUGAACUGGCUUUCCUUCUUUUUCCUGGGGUUGUUGCCAACCAAAUUAUUCCCUUCUCUUACUUUCUUUAUUUGUUGCUUCACUUCCACUUCUCCACAACUUGGAAGGUCACAAAGUGAACUUCAAUUUCCUUCCCAUCAUGGCUACUCAGACUCAUGCAUCUGAUCAUGCUUCUAUCACUGAUGAGCAAUAUGUGAAGAACGAAAAGGACGAAGCUAUUGCAGAAAAGAUUGCUUCUUUAGCCAAUGACGAUGAAGACAAACACGACAAGCCUGAAGAUGCACAAAGUCAAGCUACCCCUUCAUCUAAGACAGAAGAAGAUGAAGUGAAGCCUGAGCUUGCUGCAGUUGAGGCCAAAAAAUCUGAUGAUUCUCCAGCAUUAGAGGUUUCUGCUGAAGAUAGUGCGAAACAUGACAAGGUUGAGGAUGCACAAAGUCCAACAAUACCAACAGAAGUAGAUGAUCAGAAGGUUGAACCUGCUGUUGCUGUAGAAAAUACUGAAGAUUCUGUGCCAUUAGAUCCAUCUAUUACAGUUGCAGAUAAUCUGAAGGAGGAGAAGGAACUGGUUCCUGACUCACAGACUAUCAGUGUCACUGAACCAGAACACGAUGAAGUCAAAUGUCAGCCAGAUGAGCCACUGUCUUCAGAAACACCACAGCAGCUAGAGAAGGAACCUUUAGAAACAGAUGAAGAAAAGCAACCUAAGGCAACAGACAUUCCAGAAGCAUUAGAUGAAACCAUUGAAAAAUUAAGCAACAUAGCUGAGGCUAAUCCUGUGACAGAAUCAGAAGCAGAUGUGGUGAAAGAGGCUGAAGUUUUGGAAACAAGUGCCCAAGAGGAAGAGAAGCCUGAGCCUGUCUCUGUGGCUACACAAGUGCAGGAAAAAACAGAAGAACCAGAACCGGAAAAGGAAUUCCUAGAGGCUGAGCAACCAAGCACAAUUGCAGUUCCUGAACCAUCAGCUGAAGCCAAUGAGAAACCACGUGAUACCAUAGAGGAAAAAACAAUUGAACCAUCGACAGAUGUAUCAGAGGAGACCAACAACAAUGAAGCAGGGCCUACAGAAACAGUGGAAGCAGAACCUGAGGUUACUGAAGUUCAGGAAAACCAGAAAGAACCAGAAAAGCAAUCAUUGGUACAAAGGGAAGAGGAGCAACCAGACUCAUCGGCAAUUCCUGAACACUCGGCAGAAACCAGUGAUGCAAUAGAGGAAAAAACCAGAGAACCAGAAAUUGAGGCAGAGGUUUUGAAAGAGACUAACAACUACAAAGCAGGACCUACAGAAACAGAGAUAGCAGAGCCUGCAGUUACAAAGGCUGAUGAAAGCCAAAGUGAACCAGAAAAACAAUCACUCAAAGAAGAGGAAGAAGAGCAGCCAAAGACGGUGGUUAUUCCUGAAACAGAAGCUGAGAUUGCAAAGCAAACAGGAGAUAUAGUUGAGGAUCACCCUCCCAAAGAUUCAGAUAUUGAAGUGGUGAAAGAGAGUGGGAACUCAGAAUCAGCAGCAGUGCCUACAAAUGAAGAGAAACCAGAACCGGUGUCUACUGAAGUGGACGAAAAGCCAAGCGAACUACUACAAUUAUGUGAGGAUGUUGGGAAAACAAGUAAUGACGUGGAUACUGAGCAAGAAACAGUGCUUGAUACUGCCAAGAAUGAAGAAACUUCAGAUGACACAAUCAAAGACUCCAUAUUAUCAUUCAAGGAAGAGAAAAGUAACAAAGAGGAGGAAAGUAGCCUCACAGAAAAUGCUGCACAAGUUUCAUCAAACGGGGAAGCUCAAGCAGCUCCUACAAAUCUUGUGGAACCUUCUUCUGAAGGUGUAGAAAAGGUUGUUGAAGUGGAUGGCAAGAAAGAAUCAAGCUUCACUGAUGUGAUUGAAGGGGUAUCAAAUGAAGCAGGUGUUGUUAUAAAAGAAGAGGAGGUUGUGGAAGAACCCUCCAUUGAUCAAGAAGCUAAAACUGGCCUAAAAGAAGAAAGAGAGUAUUAUGUUCCUGAGGAAAAGGUUGCUGUCGCUGCAAAUGAUGACAAGAAGGAACCUGAAGCAGCUGAUGCUGCCCCUGAAUCCUCAAGAGAGGCAGAGGUUGAAAGCAAAAUAGUUGAAGAGCAGAAUGGAGCAAAGACAGCAACAACUGAAGCAGCAGAGAGUGUGAAGGUAGAGAGUGUAAAAGAUGAUAGCUCAGCAGUUGAUGACAAAAAAGAAGCAGAAGAGAGUGUAAAAGAUGAUAGUUCAACAGUUGAUGACAAGAAAGAAGGGAAUGGUAACACAAAGGUGGAUGAAAUAUCUACAGCUGUAAGUGAACCUAUUAGAGAAACAUUGGCAUCAAAAUUUGAAGAAAAAGAAGAGGAAUCUACUGAAACUGGAGCGGUUAAUUCACAGAAAGAACUUGUGGAGGCUGAGAAAACUGAAGUUCAAGCCACAAAGGAAAGUGAUGCAACAAAAACAGCCAGGGACCUUCCUAAAGAAACUCCGGCCAAGCCAGCUCAAAAGCAAUCAAAUAACAUCAUAUCAAAGGUAAAACAGUCACUAGUUAAAGCAAAGAAAGCUAUCACUGGGAAAUCUCCAUCCUCCAAAAACCUUUCUUCAGAGGCCAAGGGCGAUAUUAAAGUCAAAUAAUGGAAUGAAGUGAACAAGUUUGCAGAAUUUACAUAUUUGUUUUCUUUUUUGUUGUCGUGAUGCAUAGCAUUAUCAUAGCAUACAUGUUGGCUUUUUUUACAUUGUUAUUUUCUAUUGAAUUUGUUUGAACGCAAAGAGGUGUGCAGAGUGCAGUGUAUAUAGAUUAUCUAGGCCAUGCUUAGGCAGUGCUGUAAAAUUUGAUGGUUUUGUUCUGCUUUAUUCUUUUGGAUAUAUGUACUGUGUUCUUGUUUGUUAUGAUAAACGAUGGAAGCAAUUUUAACUUCACCGUGUAAAGUUGACUCGUUUGUACGUUUUAAAAUGACCUCAUGAUGAUUUAGUAUUGAUAGUCUAUCAGAAAUUUGGUUCAAACCUUGUG
Messenger RNA from Abrus precatorius (Indian licorice), 3365 nucleotides. Its product is annotated as enolase-phosphatase E1-like. Bases 515 to 2989 code for a protein of 824 amino acids. The transcript is spliced from 2 exons. NCBI's taxonomy places the organism in Eukaryota, Viridiplantae, Streptophyta, Magnoliopsida, Fabales, Fabaceae. The record is from RefSeq and is a predicted model, not a curated record.